Molecule: messenger RNA, 4169 nt
Organism: Nymphaea colorata (pocket water lily)
Lineage: Eukaryota; Viridiplantae; Streptophyta; Magnoliopsida; Nymphaeales; Nymphaeaceae
Product: nuclear matrix constituent protein 1-like
Exons: 9
Coding region: 243-3878 (1211 amino acids)
Biological process (GO): nucleus organization
Cellular component (GO): nucleus
Source: RefSeq, a predicted model, not a curated record
CAGCGAGGAUAAAGGCAGGAAAAGGCAAGCCGCCCUCUUGCGCUCUCUUUCUUUCCACACACACACACGCACGCACGCGUGCGCGCGCGCCCAAACACGCACACCAACGAGCGAGGGAAGAGGAGGAGGAGCAGAGAGGGGGAGGACGGAGAGGAGAGGGAAGGCGUGGCAGGGUUGAUCAGGGAGCGGGAGCGGGAGCGGGAGCGAGAGAUCUGGACGGCGUUUUGUGAAGGGGGAGCAGAAUGUUCACCCCUCAGAGGAAGGGGUGGCCGAGGUGGAGUCUCACCCCCGGCAAGACGGACGCCGGCAAGAAUGAGACCUCCGCAUCCGCGAAAGGGAAGGCGGUCCUCGAGUGCCCACCGCCUAGGGCUUCUCUUGAGGAGAACGGUGGGGUAGUGACGCCCGGGAUGUUCUCGUCGCCAGGGGAGGUGGAGGUCUGGAAGAGGUUCAGGGAGGCCGGUGCGCUGGAACCGGCGUCCCUGGAGAAGAAGGAGAGGGAGGCGUUGGCUGAGCGCGUCACUAAGCUUGAGGCUGAGCUUUAUGAUUAUCAAUACAAUAUGGGUCUCCUUCUGAUUGAGAAGAAGGAUUGGCCUGCCAAGUUUGAGAAUUUAAACCAAGCAUUAAUGGAAGCUGAGGAGAAUCUUAAAAGAGAACAAGCAGCCCAUUUGAUUGCAUUAUCUGAAGCAGAAAAAAGAGAAGAAGCUUGUAGAAAGGCUUUGGGGGUGGAAAAACAGUGUGUGUCUGAUAUGGAAAAAGCACUACAUGAGAUGCGUGUAGAAUCAGCAGAGGUAAAAUUUACUUCUGAUAAAAAAUUGGCUGAAGCUCAAGCCCUAGUUGCUGGCGUCGAAGAAAAAUCUUUGGAGGCAGCAGCAAAAAUUCAUUCUGCUGAAGCAAGACUUGCAGAAGCAAAUCGAAAAAUGUCUGAUGCAGAAAGGAAAUUGCAAGAAGUUGAUGCUCGAGAAAGUACCAUAAAGAAAGAAAGGGCUUCCUUGAAGGCUGAGCGAGAAGCACAUGAAGAAGCAUUUUCCCGUGAAAGAGAGAAUCUCCGAGACUGGGACAAAAAAUUGCAGGAGGGUCAGGAGAGGUUGGUCGAAGGACAGAGGCUUCUUAAUCAGAGGGAGGAAAAGGUUAAUGAGAAAGAAAAGGCUCUCAUGCAAAAGGAGAAGGAACUUGAAGAUUUACGUAGGAAGGUUGAAAUAGAUGUUGUAGCCUGCAAAGAGAAGGAGGCUGAUAUCAGUUCUAGAUUGAGCAAGCUGGCUGAUCAAGAAGAGGAAGCUACAGCCAAGAGAAGUGCUUUGGAGGUGAAAGAGAAAGAAUUGAUUGAACUCCAAGAUGCGCUAAAUGCUAAGGAAAAUGAGGGGAUUCAGCGAGUUGUUGAUGAGCACAAAGCUAUGCUUGAGUCGAGAAAAUGUGAGUUUGAAGCAGAGCUGGAACUAAAGAGGAAGGCUGUUGAUGAGGAAUUAAAGUUGAAAGAGCUUGCAGUUGAUGAAAGAGUGAAGGAGGUGGACAGGAAGGAGGAAAAGGUUGCCAAACGUGAGCAGAUGCUGGAGAAGAGGGAAGAGAAGCUCAAGGAAAAACAGAAAGAUUUAGAUUCAAAACUAAAAGCAUUGAAGGAACGGGAGAAAUCCAUCAAAACAGAAGAAAAAAGUAUUUUAGCAGAGAAGAACCUUAUAUCGGCGGAGAAGGAUCAGCUUGAAAGCACAAAAUUUGAGUUGGAAAAUCUUAAAGCUGCUCUGGCGGAAGAAAAACAACAAAUAUGCAAUGAACAGGAAAAUCUUAAAGUGACCCAAGAUGAAAGGAGGGACUUUGAGCGUCAGAAGUCAAUUUUGAAGCAAGAGAUAGAAGACAGCUUACUUAGGAAGAACUUACUAAUAGAAGAAGGCGAAGAAUUGAAAAGGGAGAGGGAAAAUUUUGAGAGGGAGUGGACUGUGCUGGAUGAGAGACGUGAAGAUCUUAAAAAGGAACUAGCACAUGUUAAUGAAGAAAAGGCGAGGCUGAAGGAAUGGGUGGAUGGUGAAAGGGCGCGUUUAGAGAAUGAGAAGAAAAUUGCAAUGGAAGACAUAGAGAGGGAGAAGGAAGCUAUCAGACUUAAGAAGGAAGCCUUUGAAAGCAACAUGGCGCAUGAAAGGUCAGAGCUUUAUGAACAAGCUCAUAGAGAACUGGAGUUUAAACGCCAAAAUUUUGAGCUUGAGAUGAGUCAACGUGAGGAUCAAAUCAAGUCUGAUCUUGAUCUGAGGGAUAUGAAUUUCCGGGAUGAAGUGAGAGUAUUCCAGGAGUACAAAGAAAGAGUUUUGAAGGAUAUUAAUUCCCAAAAGGAUGUAGUUCAGCAGCAAGUGGAAGAAUUACACCAGAACUUGCAAAAGCUUGAGAAAGAAAGAGAACAGUUGGUCACAGAGAGGAGAUAUGUUGAAGGACAACAUUUAGAGAUUAGUAGGGACAGUGAGCAACUACUUGUUCUAAGUGAAAAAUUGAAAGACGAGAGAAAAGCAUUUGCAAAGAGAAUGGAAGCCUUUCUUGCCUGUCUGGAACAGUUAAAACAUACUGUAGGUGAUGAUAUCAUUAUGGAAGAGCUGAGAAGAUCUGAACUUCAGUUACAGAAGCUGAAGGAUAUUGAAACUGAUUUGUUGCCUACCCUUGUUGAUGGGUAUAUGAAAGAAAUAUCUAAUCUAGGUUCAUUGGCAGAGGUAAUGCCUGGUGAACUCGGUCCUGAUUCUAAUUCUCCGGGUCGCAUGUCAUGGUUACGAAAAUGUGCUUCAAAGAUAUUUAAUCUUUCUCCUAUAAAGAGAAGUGAAGCUUCUCCGGAAACUCUGAAUGGAAGAUCACCUUCACGAUUUGCAAGUCAACCGGAACUGCCUGCAAGCACAGAAAAUAUCGCUGCUGUUGUGCAUGGAGUUUUACCUGAAGAUAGUUACCAAGUGGAGGAUGAGCCAAGACAAUCUCUUGAUACAAGGAAUUGCAGGGAUGAAGCAGUUGAAGCUGCUUCACUUGAUGACAGAGACAAUUCUCAAUCGAUUGUGUCCAGCAGCAGCAGGCAAAAGCCUGGCAGAAGACGUAAAACAAAAGGCAUUAGACGAUCACGUUCAGUGAAGGCGACUGUUGAUGAGGCCAAGGCAUAUCUUGCCGGUGCAGAGACACAGAGCCAAGAGCACAGAGAGGGAUCUGUUGAUGGGGAUGCAGGGGCUUGGCAGAAACGGCAGAGUACAGUUUCAUCAUUUGCUACUAGUGAUGCUGAUGAUACUGAAGUGCGAUCUGAUAGUGUCACUGGCAGGAUGAGGAAAAGAAAAGCUACAAAUGUGGCUGAUGCUGAAACACCUGGAAGAAAGCGGUACAAUCUGAGGCGUUCAACAGUUGCAAAUACGGAUGCUGCCCAAACGUCUGCUGCAAAGCUUGAUAACCAUUUUGGAGAGCAAGAUAAAUCGGCCAAAGUUCAAGACAAUGCAGUAGAUAAGGAUGCUGGUGCAAGAGCUUUGAGUGAGGUACAUGAUACUAGACAGGUGGCUUCUGAUCACCGGCGCGCUCCAGGUGCUCUGAAAGAAGCUGCUCAGGGAGGACUCAGGGUGUGUGAGUCUGGAAAUAGUUCACCUCAGGUGGAACAGACAAUUGUCCAGGUCCAUCAAUAUUCAUCACAGAAAAUUACAAAGGUUGAGACUGAAGUUGGCGUCGAGAGCAACUUCAAUGGUGAAACCGCAGGAAUAGAUAUUCUUAACUACAUUGAGCAAGAGAAUGGUGGGAAUGCUCUUCUUGAGGAAAGGGAUGAGGCGGCAGCGUAUGAUGAGGAUGAGGGUAGCAGCGAGGAUGAUGGUUAUGAGAACGAGGAUGAUGAUGAUGCUCACAACAAAUCUAUAGGGAAGAAGCUAUGGAAUUUCUUCACCACGUGACAGCUUUGGGGUUCCACAUUAGAUUCUGGUGAUAGCAUCCUCUAGCUGAUUUAUGUACUCCUGAAGGAGCCUUUGUACUUUAUGUUAGUAUACUGGUCGUGUCAUUUUUCACGUCAUGACGUGUAGCUUGUGGUGGUUGUACGAGUUUCUUUUUCCUUUUCUCCUCCCCCCUCAUUGAAGUAGGCAUUAUUUUUACUUAUUCCCCUCAGGACACUGCUUUCCUUUGUUGUAUAAACUGACCCUUUUUAAGUUUUCUUGGUCGCAAGAAGUUGCAAGUUGUUGCUGGUUCAA